Messenger RNA from Sphaerulina musiva SO2202, 1065 nucleotides. Its product is annotated as Di-copper centre-containing protein. Lineage: Eukaryota; Fungi; Ascomycota; Dothideomycetes; Mycosphaerellales; Mycosphaerellaceae. The record is from RefSeq and is a predicted model, not a curated record. Gene Ontology annotation, molecular function: oxidoreductase activity. The coding region runs from base 1 to 1065 and encodes 354 amino acids. The transcript has 3 exons.
AUGUUUGCCGCAGCGGGAGCAGCAGCAGCAGCACUAAGCCUACAUCGCAUUUUGCUUGUGGCGAAUUUGGUGUUGGGAUUUGCUGCUGCCUCUGUUUCUGCUUCUGCCUCUCCUUCGACACGGUAUCUCAAAAGACAGUACGAACCUGCAACAACUUGUCAGUCACCAGUACAGAGACGAUCUUGGACGGCGUUGAGUAACCGAGAAAAGCUUUCAUACCUCAAUGCGGUGAAAUGUCUACAAGAGACAGCGCCAGGCUACGGAAUUCAUGGUGCACGAUCCGUAUGGGAAGAACUGCAAUGGACACAUAUCAAAAGCAAGAAUUGGAUCCAUGGUGUCGCGGCGUUUUUGCCGUGGCAUCGAUAUUACCUGCGAGCGCAUGAGAUGAUGUUGUCGCAGCAUUGCAAUUAUACUCUUGGCGUACCGUACUGGGAAAUGUCUUUGGACGUGGAAAAUCUCGCAGGAGCAGAAGUAUGGGAUCCGCGAUAUGGAUUUGGCGGUGAUGGGCACGGUGAGAACAACUGCGUGAUGGACGGUCCCUUCGCCAACCUCACCUUGACCUUCAACGACGAUGGGAUGCCGGCGACUCCGGAAUGUCUUAGAAGGAAAUUCAACUCCACCCAGUUCGCGCGUGCGGCACAGAGUGAGAUUGAUAUCUGCUUGCGGAAUCGGAACUGGGCAGGCGCCAGUGGCUGUUAUGAGAAUUGGCUUCACAUUGCAGGACACGAGGGUGUCGGACAGGUCAUGGCCGAUGCCCUGCUGGCCCCGGGGGAUCCCAUCUUCUUUCUGCAUCAUGCGAACAUCGACCGGUUGUGGUAUCAGUGGACAUCGUCAGGGCCGCCUGAACGUCUGAUGGAAAUGGGGAGACCGAAUACACCGAGUGAGGAAUUCAACGCAGCCAAUAGGUGGGCUACGCCCGGACCCGAGUGGACGGACUAUAGUGGUGAUGAUGGGCCGGAGACGACGCUGAAUCAUGUCUUGUGGGUGGCAGAUAUGGUGCCGAAUGUGACGAUUGGAGAUGUCAUGGACUUGCGCUCGCCUGUUUCGUGCGCCGAGUAUGUCUGA